Boleophthalmus pectinirostris (great blue-spotted mudskipper) is the source of this 3948-nucleotide messenger RNA. Its product is annotated as pleckstrin homology domain-containing family A member 7-like. The transcript is spliced from 29 exons. The coding region runs from base 243 to 3803 and encodes 1186 amino acids. Gene Ontology annotation, molecular function: protein binding. The record is from RefSeq and is a predicted model, not a curated record. NCBI's taxonomy places the organism in Eukaryota, Metazoa, Chordata, Actinopteri, Gobiiformes, Gobiidae.
UCUCCGAGUGGAGCGGCAGGACGCGGAGGGACGCGGCGGAGCGGCAGAGCGACAGCGCGCAUGGAGUAACUAGACUGAGCCAUGGACCAGGUCCAUAGCUUUAGUCCAGGUUUAGACCCGGUUUAGACCGGCUUUAGACCGGGUCUAGUACAGGUUUAGUCCCUGGAUAGUCCGGCUCAUCCCAGUUCCGUGUCCCUGUGAACCGUGAGCGCGCCUGUGCUCGCUCCCGUGCACUCUGGAUCAUGGCGGACCUGCCAAAGCACUGGGCUUAUGGCGUGCGCGCGGAUGGUCGGGUCUUCUUCAUCAGUGACCGCACGCGGACCACCACCUGGCUCCACCCGCGGACCGGGCUCCCGGUCAACUCCGGACACAUGAUCCGCUCAGACCUGCCUCGAGGCUGGGAGGAGGGCUUCACUUCGGAGGGAGCAAGCUACUUCAUUGAUCAUAACGAGAGGAGGACCACAUUCAUUCAUCCUCAAACUGGAGUCGCCUCCUCAGAGAACUCCGCCUUCAUCCUGCACGAACUACCUCAGUCCAGAGUCAUGUCUAAACCUGAGCUCAGCGACUCAGCGUCCACAAACGCCUCAAACAACAACAAGGUGGUCCGGUCUGGGUCUAAGCUUCACAGUUUUGGGAAGAGGCAGCUGUCUGUGAAGAGGAACCCAAACGUCCCGGUGGAGGUGCGAGGAUGGCUCUACAAACAGGACAGCAGUGGGAUGCGUCUGUGGAAGAGGAAAUGGUUCGUUUUGUCCGAUUUCUGCCUCUUCUACUAUAAAGACAGCAGAGAGCAGAGUGUCCUGGGUUCUAUUCCUUUGCCCAGUUAUGAAGUGUGUCCAGUGGGAACGCAGGACCACAUCAGCCGCAAGUACGCCUUCAAGGCGUGUCCGUCAGUCAUGCGCACUCACCACCUGGACAAACGGAGCUCUCUGAUUGGCCCAUUGUCCAAGCGCAGCACUGUGAUUGGCCCGUUCAAACGCAGCAGCUCUCUGAUUGGCUCGCAGGCAGAACACUUGGGGAUGAGGACGUACUUCUUCAGCGCGGAGACUCAGGAAGACAUGAACGCUUGGAUCAGGGCCAUGAAUCGGGCCUCACGAGUUCAGACCAAGACCCAAGACCAGACCCAAGGCCAGACCCAAAGCCAGACUCAAGGCCAGACCCAAGACCAGACUGGAGACCAGACCCAAGAUCAGACUGGAGACCAUACUGGGAUCCAGACCAAGGUCCGAAAUGGGGUUCGAAAAGUCCAGAAUGGGGUUCACUGUGGCACCAACACCUCAACAGACAAAUCCUCAGAACUAUUGGACUUGACUCGGGCCUCAGAAAAGACCCAGGUCGGUGAGGUCCAGAGUCCAAACCAGGAUCCUGUCCAGGACUCUCCUCUGAAGAUCGGACAUGUCUCCACGGCAACCACACAACUAACCACGCCCCCUGAAGAAACAGCCCCUGCUGCCUCACAAAACAGGUUCCCGGUGUCAACCCCUAGUCCAAUCCUGGAGCCAAAUGGAAUCGCGUCCGGAACAUACCAGACGACUCCACCCCCAGACACGCCUCCAGGCAGUGUUUACAGACAGGCCACGCCCCCUGGGAGACAGGUCACACCCACAGGAAGUACACAGAGACAGGCCACACCCACAGGAAGUAUGUUCAGACAGGCUACGCCCCCAAAUAGUAGCCUGACUCGAAACAGCGUCCGAGAACAAGUCCAGAACUGGAUCAAAGUCCAGAGAGAUGACAAACGAGACAGUCUCAGACGGACUCCUCCAGCUCAGUUCAGCCCCAUCGAGCCUCCCCACCAGUACAACGCCCCCGGGGGCCGUGUGGGGGAGUACCGUUACGCUCAGGAUCGCCUCUCUCACUUCGGUUUGAGCGACUCCGCAGCACCACCUCCAUUUUGGCGUCUUUACGAGUGGCAGCAGCGGCAUCAAUAUCGCCAUGGCAACCCCACGGCACCGCUCUACAGCCCUGCUCCCCUGCAUCCCUACGGCUCUCGCCCCUUGGCCGCAACCGACCAAUCACGAGCCCCUACACCACGCUGCAUCGAUGUCCCGCCCUCCACUGCAGAUGUCCCGCCCUCUCUGCCCUCUGGACCAAUUGGACGCAGACCCCACACACCGGCUGAAAGACUGACAGUGAGGCCGACCAAUGAGAGAGCAGCAGAGGGAGGGGCCUUCACAGCAGCGCCACGAAGGAGCCAAUCACAGUUCUUCAAGGCAUCAACUCUGGAGCGCAGGUCUAUGCCGGUCUCUGGGUACAUGACUCACACUGUAUCUGCUCCCAGUCUUCAUGGAAAAACUGUGGAUGAUUCAUUUCUGCAGUUGAAGAAGGACCUAGAGUACCUGGAUCUGAAGAUGGGCGGGAAGUCAGUGAAGGAGCUCAAACCGCUCAGAGUGGCAGAAAGCGACAUUGAUGUGAAGUUGAGUCGUUUGUGUGAACAGGACAAAACUCUGAAGGAUUUGGAGGCCAGGAUCAGUGCUCUGCAUCAGGACAAGGAUCAGUUAGAGGCUGUAUUAGCGUUCUCUCACCAGCAGAUGGAACAGUUCUCAGACACUGCAUCUCGUCAAAAGAUCUCGCUCCAACAGAAAGUCCUUCAAGAGGAUCUAGUUCAAGUCCGGGCACAGAUCUCCAGGGCCUACACGGACAUGUCUCGUUCUCUGGAGGAGUUUGUUCUACUGGAGAAAUCAGUGGAACAACUAAGAUCUGCUCUACAGACCCAACUCAGCUCCUCCUCACAGGCAGAGAGGGCAGAGCUGAAGAGGGAGCUGUGGAGAGUGGAAGACGUUCUGGCCGGACUCAGCCGCCCCGAGCAGCACACAGAGAGGAAGUUAGUGCCUUCAGUUCAAGAGUCAGUGCCUUCAACCAAUUUGCUUCAGACCGUGCCAAACUGGUCCAAUGCCCCACCACCUCCGCGCCCGCCACUUCCAUGUGGUUUUUAUGAUGAAGACGACGCCCGCCCUGAAGUCCCGCCCCUCCCCCGGGAGGCCGCUGUGAUUCGUCACACAUCAGUGCGAGGCCUGAAGCGCCAAUCAGAUGAGAGGAGGCGAGACCGGGACGGUGGAGACUGGAAGUUCCAGUCUGAUCUUCGGUCGUUCCUCAGUGAACCAGAGUUACCUUUGGAACCUGAAAGAACCUCAGGUCUGGGCGGGUCUUCGUCUGGACUAAACCAGAGCUCGGUCUCAGCCUUCGUCACUCUGCGGAGAGGAGACAAUCACAAGGAGCGUCCCAAGAGCGCCUUAGAAUGCACUGCUUCCUCCCCAGCGCUGGACACAGAUUGGGCGGCAGCAGUCCAAUCACGCGGCAGGAUGAGCGCACACGAGCAGGCGCAGCGCCUCCAGCAAAGGACACUAGGGCGGGACAGACAGAAGAGUGUCGGCCAAUCAGAGCGCAGCUCCACCACACCACGCUCUGAGGUGUUUGAUGGGCAGCAGGAACGACCAAUGACAGAGGGUCAGAGCGAUGAGGGGCGGGCCCAGGGUGAAAUGGUCCAAUCAGAGAAGAUGAUGACGGAGGCAGAACCAGAGGAGUUUGACCUGGACAUCAGCAAAGAGCUCUCGAGACCCGAGAAAGUCCAGAUACCAGAGAGACUGGACCCAGAUCCAGAGGAGGUCCUGAGUCCAGAUGAGCAAAAGCAGAGACAAGAGAGAGCAGAACGUAUAAGGAACAUGCUCACCAAGUCCAGCUUUCAGGUCUUCGUGGACUUUUCUGAACUGGAUACGGUUUUGCAGCAACAGCAAAAAAUCAUGAAACAGGCGUCAAUAAAAGGAAGACUCCUGAGGACCGGGAAAGCAGCUGCUGAGGACGACUGAACCGUUCCAGGAUUCACCAAAAGAAUUUAAGACUGAAAAUAUGUGUUUAAUAAAGAUUUAUUUAGUUGAUGAACACUUAAUAAAAGUCUGAUUUUAAUAAUAAUUUAUACUUUUAUGCUCUGUUUUGGGACUGACCGAGCUAAAG